Molecule: messenger RNA, 2130 nt
Organism: Paramuricea clavata
Lineage: Eukaryota; Metazoa; Cnidaria; Anthozoa; Malacalcyonacea; Plexauridae
Source: the annotation of a GenBank genome assembly
UUCCGAGGGAUUCCGAUUUUGUGCCGAAGGUACUAUUGAUGCAAAUGUAAAUAAACAUGGCUGCCCAACCAGAAGAUCCGAAAGCUUUGAAUGACAAAUAUUCAAGGUUAGCAGCUCUUUCUGCAAAUAAUUGAGCAAUCGCUAUUAGAUAUUUUAAUGAAUGCAAAGGCAAAACAAAAUGAUAUUUAAUUUUAUGUUUUUAGUGUUCCAUCCGAUGACAGUCGCACACAAGAGCUUACGUGGAGAAGAUUAUUUUUGCGGAAGGGAAAACUACGUGCUUCGAGUAGAACGUCCGCUCUCAUGUCAGGAUUCGCAAUGGUAAAAUUUUUAGGCUUUUCAGCACUGCCAUUAUCUAAAAAUGGACCUGAAUGAAAACAAUGUCUACUCUCGCGUACAAAGUUCAUGUUUGUAUUCAUAACAAGAAUAAUCAGGGGCUGUUUAAUACAUGAUCAUGGGAUCAUGAUUCAUGCAAGAUCCCGUUUUGCUGGGAGGAGUCGAGUGCCUCUCAGGAUAAUUUUGACGUAUUGAAAUUAUGAAAUAAGUCACGGUUCAUGAUUCAGCAAAACUGCAUUAUUUUUCUAGUGAUAAAUUAGGCCUGUUUUAUACGUCGAAUUUUGGUCGCGUCGAAUGCAAUUAAGACAAUAGAUAAUGAGAUGAUUGCAUUCGAGGCGACCGUAUAGAACAGGCCUUAUAAACGAAAGGUUGUUCAAGAAGCAAUAAAUAUCUUCAUCAACUACAAGAAUAUAAACGACAUCUUCUCGCAUUAAACAUUUGAGUUCUUUUAAUUAACCAGUGUUUGGACUUUCGUUUAAGGCCAAUAACUUAUUUCAAUACAUCAAAAUUAUCCCAGUUUGCUGGGAAUGGAAGACGGGAUAUCAUCUCGGCAAACCAGGUUCAUGUAAACAGACCCUCAGUCAAUCAGCCUAUGGCAGUUAAACAUGAUGAUUGGCUCAUCAGAUUGAAAUUACAAAUAUGAAAGUUUCACAUAUGAAUAUGGACAACGUUUUUAUAUGUGACAUAUCCUUAGAUACAAACGUUUGUAAAUUUUACUUUUCCUUUCUCCAAUCUAAGGUUGCGAUGGUUGAGAUCCAGAUUGACCCUGGCUUACCCUCUGGUUUGAUAAUUGCCUUCAGUGUGUUAACGACCAUCUUAAUUUCCAUUCACGUGUUUGCGUUAAUGAUCUCCGUCUGCAUCCUCCCAAACCUGGACAGCUUUGCAAGCAGUUACAGUCUGAACAACAAAAACUUUGACAACUCUCUUCACGAACAGAUGCAUUAUUAUAUCGAAACGGCAUGGCUAUUUUCGACAGGUCUCGGCACCUUACUCUUCCUUGCCGAGGUUGCCAUAGUUGCGUGGGUACAGUUUUACAACAAGAGCAAAGCAGCUGCCAUUGCUUCGACUUGUGUUCUUUUGCCUGUUGGUGUGGUGUUCAUUUGGUUUGCAUUGCAUUUCUAUAAAAUACUGGUGAAGCAUAAAUACGAGCAGUCAUCACAAGGUCUUGAAGAGCUACAAAUGUAUGUUGACAAGUUACAACCAACAGAUAUACAUACAGUUUGAUAGUUUGUGGCCGAGAUGCAUAAAAGAGUAUAUAAAUUAUCAAGUCCAACCAUUGGACAUGGCUUACUAGUUCAACUACAAAUUUAUUUACAUGUAUGACAACAUAUUGUUGUUUUUAGAUGAUAACUUUAUAUGUCAGAGCUUUGUAUAUAUUAGUAUUGUAAGUACACUAUUAAUUAUUACUUCUGCCAUUAGGAGACAUACCUACACAAGCGCAAAUAAUGUACAUAGUAUUAUUACAAUUUGUUAGAAAAAUAACUCUCAAAACCUAGGUAUAAUGUUGGUAUAUUUGAUGUAUAAAUCUUACUAGGAAAGCUGUACAAUAAUAAAUAACAUAGUUGUAGACAAUUUUAUCUUUGAUCUUGAUACAAGGACAUUGUAACAUUGAAAGAUAAAUUCUGGGUAAAAAAUGAUCUCUGCAGAAUACAAGUUUCAAUUAUUGAUUUUCGCACUGUUCUAGAAAUUUCUCUUCUGCCUCUUUGGUUACUGCAGUUUGAUCAAGUAAUUCACACUAAAAUAUAAAAAAAUUGGAUUAUAAAUUAAGUAAGCUGAAAAGAUUUGUGACCCUAUUUG